AUGGCACAGAACAUGUUUGACAAUCUCAAAGACAAACUAGCUAUACAGCUAGAUAAACCCCCAGAAGAUGUUGAGACUCAGAAAGAGAAUAAGAGACAGAACAAUACUACAGCAAAUCCACUAAAUAAGAUCAAGAAUAUUGUAUGCAAACAAGCAGAUAUCUUCUACCAUAAAAUAUUUGAACAGACUUGUUCACAUUUAAAAUACAAAGACAUGACAGACUUAGAAUUAGAUGAUGACAUUAUGAAAAAGAUCCAUACACUACUUGCCAUUAAGCUUGAACAUAUGAAUCUUGACAAUUCACUCUUGACAGAUCUCAGCAGCUUGCCAUCUUCAGAUAAAACAGACAACAAUAACAAGAAAAAUGAGGCACCAGAAGAUGGAACAGAAAAUAGCAACAAGGAAAUUAAGAAAUCAGAUACUAAUAGUCAGAAGUAUAAAACUUCACUUCACAUAUAG
Coccidioides immitis RS is the source of this 459-nucleotide messenger RNA. RefSeq lists its product as uncharacterized. The record is from RefSeq and is a predicted model, not a curated record. Bases 1 to 459 code for a protein of 152 amino acids. Lineage: Eukaryota; Fungi; Ascomycota; Eurotiomycetes; Onygenales; Onygenaceae. The transcript is spliced from 2 exons.